Molecule: messenger RNA, 1812 nt
Organism: Solanum lycopersicum (tomato)
Lineage: Eukaryota; Viridiplantae; Streptophyta; Magnoliopsida; Solanales; Solanaceae
Product: aspartyl protease family protein 1-like
Biological process (GO): proteolysis
Molecular function (GO): aspartic-type endopeptidase activity
Source: RefSeq, a predicted model, not a curated record
AGCUCCAAAGAUUAGACCAGAAAGGACAAUAUCUUGACAAUUGAGCUGAGCCAUUGGGUUAAUUUGAUUCCAAUGGAUGAUUUUUGUUGUACUAGUAACUUCAUGGUAUUUGUUAUUUUCUUAGCUUUACAGUUGCAUAACAGCAGUGAAGCAUUUGGGACAUUCAGGUUUGAUAUACACCACAGGUAUUCUGAUCCAGUAAAAGGUAUUUUAGAGCUUCCCUGGUUGCCUAAAAAAGGUAGUAUUCAGUAUUAUUCAGCUUGGACACAACGUGAUCGCCAUAUCAACAGGCACCGGCUUACCAGCACCAUUGAUACUACUCCCAACAGUCGCCGUCUUACCAGCGCCAUUAAUCCUACUCCGCUACCUCUCACGUUCGCCGGAGGAGGAAACAAAACAGUCCUACUCAGUUCUUUGGGAUUUUUGCAUUAUGCAAAUGUGACAGUGGGCACACCUGGGCUAUCAUUUCUGGUGGCACUUGACACUGGCAGUGACUUGUUUUGGCUACCAUGCAACUGCAACAACUGCGCUCAAACACUCCUGACAGGUUCUGGAAGACCAAUAGACCUUAACAUUUACAGCCCGAAUACAUCAUCAACAAGCAAAAUUGUUCCCUGCAGUGGCACUCUAUGUGCGCAAGGAAGACAGUGUUCAGUGGCACAAAGUGCAUGUGCUUAUAGAGUUGCAUAUCUCUCCCAUAAUACCUCAUCUUCUGGGGUACUGGUCGAAGACAUCUUGCACUUACAAACAGAUAGUACUCAACAAAAGGCUGUUGAGGCACCAAUCACAUUCGGGUGUGGAAUGAAACAAACUGGUGCUUUUUUGAAUGGUGCUGCACCCAAUGGUCUAUUUGGACUCAGUAUGGGCAAUAUAUCUGUUCCUAGCGUCUUAGCCAACAAAGGUCUUGCUGCGAAUUCUUUUUCUCUGUGUUUUGGAGCUGACGGUAUUGGAAGAAUAGAUUUUGGAGACAAAGGAAGUCUGGACCAAGGAGAGACACCAUUCAAUCUUGAACAGACACACCAAACUUAUAACAUUAGCUUGACGGGAAUUACUGUGGGAAACAAGAAUGUUGAUGUUGAUUUCACAGCCAUAUUUGACUCUGGCACCUCAUUCACAUACUUAAAUGAUCCUGCUUACAAAGUCAUUACAGAGAAUUAUAAUUCUCAGGCACAAGAGCUACGUAUUCAGCCUAUGGUCCAAGUUCCAUUUGAGUACUGCUAUGGGCUUAGGGCAAAUCAAACUAACUUUCAAAUUCUUGAUGUAAAUUUGAUGAUGAAAGGUGGCAACCAGUUUUAUCUUUUUGAUCCAAUUAUAACAUUGUCCCUUCCGGACGGUUCCACAGCAUAUUGUUUAGCUGUUGUCAAAAGUGGGGAUGUCAAUAUCAUUGGACAAAACUUUAUGACCGGCUAUCAGGUAGUUUUUGACCGAGAAAAGAUGGUUUUGGGAUGGAAGCCAUCCAAUUGUUAUGAUUCUAAAGAAUCCAAAAGUAGAACUACUCUCCCUGUUAACAAGCAAAGGCCUACUGAAGGGUCUGAUCCUACCAGUGGGCUGCCAGAAGACACCAGAGAAAAUGGAAAUGAUAUCAUUAGGUCGACACCAGAUUUUACAGCAUCAACAUCUGCGGGCAACUAUGUAACAAAGAGCUUGACAUUCUUUUGCCAACUUGUAGUGGUUCUGUUUUUCCUUUAUAGCCAUUAUUUGAUUAUUUAAUAAUUAUUUCUUCAUAAGUUCUUUAUUCUUGUAUAUAGUGAGCUCUGUGUACGUGGUGCUAUAGUAACUUGAAAAAGUAAAAAAAAAAUCAUUUUUCCCAUA